Messenger RNA from Zingiber officinale, 1041 nucleotides. RefSeq names its product RNA-binding protein 39-like. Gene Ontology annotation, cellular component: nucleus. Gene Ontology annotation, molecular function: RNA binding. NCBI's taxonomy places the organism in Eukaryota, Viridiplantae, Streptophyta, Magnoliopsida, Zingiberales, Zingiberaceae. The transcript has 12 exons. The record is from RefSeq and is a predicted model, not a curated record. Gene Ontology annotation, biological process: mRNA processing. The coding region runs from base 1 to 1041 and encodes 346 amino acids.
AUGGCGUGCCCGGUGACGAUGAUGAGGAGGGAGGAGGUGGCGGCAAGAAUGAACAAGGAGAAGAAGAAGGGGGCUCCAGGCAUGCCUCUGAAAGCUUCUGAGAGAGAUGUUUAUGAGUUUUUCUCACAAGUCGGGAAGGUGAGGGAUGUUCGCUUGAUUGUGGAUAGGAACUCAAGAAGGUCAAAGGGAUUUGGGUAUAUUUCUCUUUCAUACACGUAUAUAGACACACAAACAAGAGACUUGUCUGGUGUUGCAGGAGCUGCUGAAAGAAAGAUUUAUGUUGGAAACCUUCACUAUAACAUUACAGAAGAGCAACUUCGCCAGAUCUUUGAACCAUUUGGGACUGUGGAUCUUGUUCAAUUACCACUUGAUGAAACAGGGCAGUGUCGAGGUUGUGGAUUCAUUCAAUUUGCUCAGCUUGAGCAUGCAAGGGCUGCUCAAAGUUUAAAUGGGAAAUUGGACAUUGCUGGCCGCAUCAUAAAGGUUUCGGCUGUUACAGAUCAUGUCACUGUGCAAGAGACUGGGACAACUACUGUCGAGUUUGAUGAUGAAGAUGGUGGUGGUUUGACACUAAAUGCUCGUUCUAGAGCUAUGCUUAUGCAGAAGCUGGAUCGCACCGGAACUGCUUCUAGUAUUGCGGAGUCACUUGGAGUUCCAAUUCUUAAUGGUGCAGCUCCCAUCCAGCAAUCUCUCAGUGUGCCUGUUAAUGGCGUAUCCAUCAACCCUGCUGUGCAGCAAGUUCCAGCUAUGGUGGAGCCAACUGAAUGCUUAAUGCUGACAAAUAUGUUUGAUCCAAGCACUGAGACGGAGCCUGACUUUGAUUUUGAUAUUAAAGAGGACGUACAAGAAGAAUGUUCCAAGUAUGGCCAUGUCAAGCAUAUCUUUGUAGACAAGAACAGCCAUGGCCCUGUAUAUCUUCAAUUUGACAGUGUCGCAGCAGCUUCAAUCUGUCAGCGUGCUAUGCAAGGUCGAUGGUUUGCAGGAAGGUCAGUCACAGCCACUUGCAUGAUAUUCAGCUUACUGAACCAAAUCUAUAGGUGA